Messenger RNA from Andrographis paniculata, 2976 nucleotides. RefSeq names its product MDIS1-interacting receptor like kinase 2. Gene Ontology annotation, molecular function: protein binding; ATP binding; protein kinase activity. Lineage: Eukaryota; Viridiplantae; Streptophyta; Magnoliopsida; Lamiales; Acanthaceae. Gene Ontology annotation, biological process: protein phosphorylation. Bases 15 to 2900 code for a protein of 961 amino acids. The record is from RefSeq and is a predicted model, not a curated record. The transcript is spliced from 2 exons.
CAGGACACACAUCCAUGUUGUCUUCACUUACCACAAUAAUCCUCUUCUGCACAUCACUUCAAUUUCCAUUUCCAUUUGUUGUUAUGAGUUCAGACACUAAUCAACAACAGCUCGAAGCAGCUGCACUUUUGAGAUGGAAAACCAGUCUUGACAAUGAAAGCCAACCAAUUCUCAACUCCUGGAAUGCUUCUGCAGAAACCCCUUGUCAAUGGCUAGGCAUCGAUUGCCAGAAUGGAAGAAUCUCCCAACUGAAUCUCUCCCACAAAGGGAUCGUGGGUACUCUUCAUCAUCUCGAUUUCUCGUCCUUACCACAUCUGAUUACGUUCGAUCUGUACAAUAAUUCAUUCUACGACACUCUCCCACCUGCCCUCGGAAACCUUACAAAGCUCCACCACUUCGAUGUCUCAAGAAACUCUUUUUCAGGGAACAUUCCAUUUGAGAUAAGUUUCCUGUCAAAUUUGAGAGUUCUUUGGUUCGAUCACAACUUUUUCACCGAAAAAGUUCCUGAGCUAUUCACCAAUAUGAAGUUCCUAAUCGACGUGAACUUCCACCAGAAUAUGCUGACAGGGCAAAUCCCAUCUUCCAUUACCAAUCUGACAGAGCUUAGAAGCUUCUCCUUCUGUAAUAACCAGUUAUCUGGUCGGAUCCCUAAUGAAAUUGGGGAUAAUAUGAGGCUUCUUGAAUCCAUGGCACUCUGUGAUAACAGUUUCACAGGUCCUAUUCCUGCUUCCAUAGGUAACUUGACAAAUCUUAAACUUUUGGGUCUGCAGAUUAAUAUGUUGUCUAGAAUACCUCCAGAGUUUGGGAACUUGCAGGCCCUUAGGGACUUGAGAUUGUUCAUGAACAAUUUGAGUGGUGAAGUACCUGUAGAAUUCGAUAACUUGACACAUCUGCAAGUUAUGACACUGAGUGUCAACAAUCUCACCGGCCGAAUGCCGCAGAAUGUUUGUCUUGGUGGAUUGCUUAGGAACCUGUCUCUUCAUACCAAUAAAUUCGAAGGGAAUAUCCCUAAGACUUUGAGAAACUGUUCUAGCUUGUACACUCUUCUUCUCUAUGGUAACAACCUUACAGGAAAUGUGUCUGAUCAUUUCGGGGCCUAUCCGAAUUUGUUCUACAUAGAUAUAAGCCAUAACAACCUCACUGGUGAAGUGUCUCCGCUAUGGGGAGCUUCGAGUAUUCUAAACGGCCUGUUAAUGUCGAACAAUAUGAUUUCGGGAACCAUUCCUUAUCAACUUGGGUAUCUGUCUGAGUUGAAGGUUUUGGACCUGAGUUCAAAUCGAAUAGUUGGAACUCUUCCCACAAGCCUUAUAAGCUUGCCCCUGUUGUAUAGGCUUAAGGUGAAUGAUAACAAACUCCAUGGCAGGAUUCCUGUGGAAAUUAGAAACCUUCAUGAUAUCAGAGAGCUUAGCUUAGCUGGAAAUGAUUUUGAUGGAGCAAUUCCAAUUGAGGUUGCAGAGUGCAUUAAUCUUCAAGUUUUGAACUUGAGCAUUAACAGGUUUGAUGGAGCUAUUCCAACAGGGAUGGGGGAGUUGAGCUUCUUACAAGUUCUUGAUCUGAGCCAGAACGCGCUUUUUGGUGAGAUACCGCUAAGUUUGGGAGAGUUGCGAAGCAUCGAGACACUAAAUCUCUCCCACAAUUUCUUGUCUGGUUCCAUCCCUUGGAGCUUUCGAGAAACUUCAAGUUUAGUUUCUAUUAAUGUUUCUUACAAUGAAUUGGAGGGCCCUCUUCCCCAAUCGAAAGCCUUUCGUGACGCUGAGUUUGAUGAUGUGAAGAAUAAUAAAGGUUUGUGUGGUAAUAUUACAGGCUUGCAACGAUGCCAUUCAUCGAGAAAGCACGAAAGAGACUUGGUUGCAAUAAUAGUGCCUGUAGUCGGAGCUUGUCUUAUCGCCACGGUUGCUGCUAUCGCCAUUUUCUUACAUUCGAGAUCAAAGAAGAAAGAUGUCGAAGCUAAUGUAAAUGAUCCGAGUAAAAACUUGUUUGCAAUUUGGAGCUACGAUGGAAAAAUGGUGUACGAAAACAUCAUUGAAGCUACCGAAGAUUUUGAUUCUAAGCAUUGCAUUGGGACGGGAGGAUUUGGAAGCGUAUACAAAGCCGAGUUAGACGAUGGAAAAGUUGUUGCAGUAAAAAAACUACACGAAGGACUCGAGAAUUCCAAAAGUUUUACAAGUGAAAUUCAAGCUCUAACACAGAUAAAGCAUCGAAAUAUUGUCAAACUACUUGGCUUCUGUUCGCAUUCGCGGCAUUCCUUUUUAGUGUACGAGCUUCUGGAAGGUGGAAGCCUUAUGACCGCGCUGUCUGAUGAUGACAAAGCUUCGGAGCUCGGCUGGAUCGAGAGGGUGAACAUCGUGUCUGGAGUUGCCAGGGCCUUACAUUACAUGCACCACGAUGUUUCGCCUCCUAUGGUUCAUCGCGACAUAUCGAGCAAGAACAUACUUUUGGAUUGGGAUCAAGAGGCUCAUGUUUCCGAUUUCGGCACUGCCAAGUGGCUGAAACCGGAAUCUUCUAACUGGACUUCGUUUGCCGGCACCUUCGGCUAUGCUGCGCCGGAGCUCGCUUUCACAAUGCAAGUGAACGAGAAGUGCGAUGUCUAUAGCUUUGGAGUUUUGGCCUUAGAAGUGAUCAUGGGGCGACAUCCCGGAAACUUCAUGCCAUUCUUGUCCGGUGCCAGCGACACAUUGUUGAGAGAUGUACUCGACCCUCGGCUUCCAUUGCCGGAAAGCGACAUGGUGGGAGAGGUCGCGGCUGUCGUGGCGUUCGCCCUACGGUGUCUUUAUCGAACUCCGCAAUCUCGGCCAUCGAUUCAACAACUUUCUGCAUAUCUUGCUACAGAGAAGUCACGGUUAAGUGAGUCACUCACUUUCAUUAGAAUAGCUGACCUUUGUAACCUUCACGAGUUGUAGAUAAAAUGAGGUUCUUGAAUUAUUACAUUGUUGAAAUGUAAUGUAAGCAGCAUUGAUGGAGAAAUAAUUCUCUGAG